Molecule: messenger RNA, 461 nt
Organism: Sinocyclocheilus anshuiensis
Lineage: Eukaryota; Metazoa; Chordata; Actinopteri; Cypriniformes; Cyprinidae
Product: heparanase-like
Exons: 4
Biological process (GO): cell-matrix adhesion; angiogenesis involved in wound healing
Cellular component (GO): extracellular matrix; membrane
Molecular function (GO): hydrolase activity, acting on glycosyl bonds
Source: RefSeq, a predicted model, not a curated record
AAUAUGCAGUCGAUCUGCUCUACGCUUUUGCGAACUGCUCUGGUUUGGACCUCAUCUUCGGUUUGAAUGCUUUGCUCCGAACCAGUGAAAACACAUGGAACAGCACAAACGCAGAAUUGCUGUUGAAGUACUGUGAGUCCAGGCAGUAUGUGAUGUCCUGGGAACUGGGGAAUGAACCCAACAGUUAUGAGAAAAAAGCUGGAAUCAGAGUGGAUGGGUACCAGCUCGGUCAGGAUUUUGUCCAUUUGCAUCAAAUCCUUCAGCAAUCUGCGGUCUAUCACUCAACAGGACUAUAUGGACCAGAUGUCAGUCAGCCACGAGAUCACCGCAAAGAUUUGUUAACUGGGUUUUUGGAGACUGGAGCAAAGGCCAUUACUGCAUGCACCUGGCAUCACUAUUAUGUGAAUGGCCGAGACACGUCUUUACAUGAUUUCCUUGACCCUGAAGUGCUUGAUACUCUC